AUGGCGUUCGCGGCCACCGCGGCCAGGGAGGCCGGCGUGGCAGACGCGCUCUUCUUCAUGGCGUCCGCGGGCGGCCUCAUGGCGCACUCGAAGUUCGAAGAGCUGCUCAGGCGAGGGCUCCUCCCUCUCGAAGAUGGGAGUUGCUUGACCAACGGAUAUUUGGACACGCCACUGGACUGGGUGCCAGGGAUGCAGCAGCACAUGCGGCUGAGGGAUAUGCCGACCUUCUACCGCAUCACGGACGCCAACGACACCAUGGUGAACGAGAUCAUCGGGCAGAUGAAGAGCGCCGCCGGCUCCAAGGCCAUCAUCCUCAACACCUUCUACGAGCUCGAGAGCGAUGUGGUGGACGCGCUCGCCAUCAUCUUCCCGCCGCCCGUGUACACCGUCGGCCCGCUAGCCCAGGUCAUCGCCUCCUCCUCCUCCGCCGCCAACGACGGCCUCGACGCCAUGGACAUCAACAUCUGGCAGGAAGACGCGCGAUGCCUCGCAUGGCUCGACGGCAAGCCGGACAAGUCGAUGGUCUAUGUCAACUUUGGCAGCGUCGCCGUCAUGUCGGCCGAGCAGACGCGCGAGUUCGUGCUGGGCCUGGCGAUGUGCGGGUUCCCGUUCCUGUGGGUGAAGCGACCCGACAUCGUGGACGGCGACGACGUGGCGGCGCUCCCGGAGGUGUUCCGCGACGAGCUGGAGCGCGGCGGGGGCCUCGUCGUGCCGUGGUGCCCACAGCCGGCGGUGCUGAAGCACGCGGCGGCGGGCCUUUUCGUGACCCACUGUGGGUGGAACUCGCUUCUAGAGUCGGUGGUGGCCGGCCUGCCGGUUCUCGCCUGGCCGGUCUUCGCCGAGCAGACGACCAACUGCAGGCAGGUGCUUGAGUGCUGGCGGAACGGCAUGGCUCUUCCAGAGGAGGUGGAGAGCGGCGCCGUGUCGAGGCUGGUGAAGGAGAUGAUGGCCGGGGAGUUGGGGAAGGAGAAAAGGGCCAAAGCGGCGGAGUGGAGAGCCGCGGCCGAGGCGGCGGCCAUGGACGGCGGCUCGUCGUUGCGCAGCGUCGACCGACUGGUCAACGAUGUGCUGCUGCUCGGGAACAAGUGA
Messenger RNA from Triticum turgidum subsp. durum (durum wheat), 1089 nucleotides. NCBI's taxonomy places the organism in Eukaryota, Viridiplantae, Streptophyta, Magnoliopsida, Poales, Poaceae. The record is from the annotation of a GenBank genome assembly.